CGAACUCCGGUGAGCGAAUGCAUGCAGGUCAUUUUGGUUGCGCCCAGCUGUCUCCCCCAGCUGAGUUAAAUCACUGCUCAUUGGCGCAGUUAUCUCGGUCACUCAACCGGCUGUUCCUCUCUGAAGUCUGAAGAAGUUUCUUCAGAUGCCUAGCUAACUUCGCCCGCUUCUCGCUCAGCGUCCUCCCACUUUCUGUUAUCGCACAGGCACAGAUUAGACCUCCUGCCACGUUGCUGCUGAGGCGUUUUCUGUUCAUACGAGGCCCUCAUUUUCCACAUCACACAGGAGCACCCACUGCAGAGGGCUGAGAGCAGACGACGCAGAGAUGUGGGACAGCCCUGAUCGGCGGCUUCUCGGGGGAGAGGGGAAGAUGCUGCUGCUGCUGAUGCUGAGGCUGCUGCUGCUGCUGCUGAGCGCCGCCGGCUGCAGCCGGUCGCUGUAGUCAGUCCGCACAGAGCGGAGGGAGGCUGCUUCAACACCGCCUGUAUAGACCAGAUUGGACCACAGCCUGCAGACAGAGAUGGGAAUUAAUCGUAAGGGAUUCUUGGUUAUUGUGCUGUAAUAGUCCAUCUUCAGGAGGUGUCAGUAAAUCUCUAGACACAUUGGAGUUUAACGCACAGCAUUCAGCCCAGACGACAGUCAGGUUUACGUCACUUCGGGAUCACGCACGCUGACCUGGACCAUGAGCAAUGAUUUGCCUGUUCUGACAAGUCUGACUGAGAACUCCACUGAUGUGCCCGUGUCGGCGGGCCAGGUGGAGAACUAUGUACUGCUGUUGGUGCUGUUGAGUGUUUUUGCCGGGGGGAUGCUGGUCCUGCUCUCCCUGCUGCUCCUCUUCUGUCACCGCUGCUGCAUGGGUGGACGACGCUACUCCAGAGCCAGCGAUGACCCUGAGAAGACAAACACCACUUAUGCUGAGGAUUCUCAGCCCACCCAAGAGAUCACCAUUCGUCUGGAUGAAUCAGACGCUCUCUCAGCUUCGAGCUGUCACGAUGGAGAGUCAGAAAGAUUUGUCUCCACUGGGUCUACUGGCCGCAGAGUCUCCUUCAAUGAAUCUGCACUUUACGAACAGGAGAAGACAACUCAGGACAAAGGACGCAGGUACACUCUGACUGAAGGAGACUUCCACCACCUGAAAAAGGCCCGGCUGACCCACCUUCACCUGCCACCAGCCCCGUGUGACCUUAAGAUCCUCACUAUCAUGGAGUGUGACUCAGCAGAGAGCAGCACCGUCAACAUCAGUGAGACUGCAGCUCCAAAACUGCCCCUCACCAUCUACCAGCCCACUGAUGGAAGAGUCCCUGACUGGAUAGGACAGAGCCUCAGUGGAGGUCUGCCAGGAGAUCCGCACCACUCCAUCAUCCUGGACCAGGGACCCAGACAGGUCUCAUUAGCCAUGAAAACACAACACACACGGUCCCAGACAAUGGAAGCUAUCGGGGACAGGGGAGAGGCUGAAAGGGAAAGGGGGAUGAGAGGAGAGUUGACUCAAGCUCCGGGCCAGACUUCAGUUCUACAUUUCUUCUCUAAACUGCGUCGCCAUGCCAGUCUGGAAGGGGCAGGGCCUUACUUCAGGAGGUGGAAGUUCGACAGCAGUCACCGGGCUGCCAGUCUGGAUGCCAAAGGAUCGCCCAAGAGAAGGCCCUUCCAGAGACAGAGAGCAGCAAGUGAAACCACUGAUCACACCGAUGACGACUCUUUACCUCUCCAAGAUGAGGUCAUUGAAUCUUUUCCACAUACUCCCAUCCAGACCAGUGGCCUCCAGUCCCUCUCUGCUGAGUCUCUUUCUCAUCCUGCAACUACACCCACAUCCUCAGUCUUCCUCAGCAGGCUAAAACUGGAGGCCAUGGUGGAGGUAGGUGGUGGCAGUAGCACCAGGAGGGAGGAAGGCUGUUUGCCAGUAGAAGACUAUCAUGCCCAGAGGCAAGAGGAGGCCACAAACAAUGGAACAGGUGUAGAAAAAGGAACAAAAUUCGGUGCAGUUGUAAGAACAGAGGCAGCAGGAGUCGAGCUAGAAUCAACAGAAGAUGAUGACUUGUUUGGGGCACAAAAAGAGGCUGCCAUUCAGGAAAGUUUUGAAGACAUGUUAAGGAAAACUAAAGACACAAAGACAGAGGGUGUGUCAGCAGAUGUGAGGAAAAAGAAUGAGGCAGAGGUAGAUGAUGGAGAAGACGUGGUGCUGGGAGCUGAAGCCAGGCUAAGGGCUGACUCAGGUUCGUCUCUUUCCUUCAUGAUUCGCCAGGAGAGCUUGGAGGCCCCUCCCUCCCUUUACAGAGACAUUUGGAGCUUGCGAGCCUCUCUGGAGCAAUACGCCUCCUCAGACCAGAGCAGCACAGAUCGGGAGUCUAUCCGCAGUGAUGCCGACAGCAUCUCAUCCUUAGGAGGCGCAGGAGCUCGUUCUGGCCUGGACAGCUGCUUGUCCCAAGACCUAGAUGAUGACCCUGAAGGAGAAGGGGAGGGAGAGUUGUUGGAGGGAGGAAUUAGAGGGGCGUCAGGUGGGGACAGUGAAAUGGGAAGUGGAGCUGGAGGAGAGGGUGAGGCAGGUAACCGAAAGCUUCUUCAAAUGGACAGUGGCUAUGCCUCCAUUGAAGCACCAUCCAGGGCAGCUGAGGAGAUACGGCUUUUUGGGACUCCUGGAGCCCCAAGAGGGAAGACAGCAUCUGAGAGAAGGUUGUUCUUCACCAGCUCUGGAAGAAAAGGUUCAGUGUGCGAGAGCAUCGAGGCCAAGCUGUUUCAGGAGGAGCUUGAGGAUGAGAUGGAAGACAGCACAGAGACAGAGGAGAAACUAAAGGAGAGAUCUCAAGCCGCCAGCCAGUCUCUUACCCUUCAAGAACCAUAUCAACUUCUGAAAUCAUUUCAUCCUCAGAAACUUCCAGACUCACUAUCACAGCUGAUGUCUCCACUGAUGAAGCCAAUACCACAGCCCUCUAGUCCUCACAGACCUCGCCUCCGCCGCCGUGACUACAGCAUCGAUGAGAAGACAGAUGCUCUUUUCAACGAGUUCCUCCGUCACGAUCCUCGGUUUGACCAGCAGGACUCUCCACUGCGCUCCAGGCACCGCUCCAGAGUUCACCUCCGGAAGCAGUGGCAGAGACACAAGCAAUACAGCGACCCAGGGUCAGCAACUGGGGGUAGGUACUCCCCAUCUCUAGAGAGGCAGAGGUUUACUCCGCUGAGAAGGGGUGACAGUGCAGGUUAUCCUCUGGACACCAGAUAUCACAGCACACUCUCACGCAUUGCAAGUGCGGCCGACGAAGAAGCCAGUGAGGUUGCAGCUUGCGAGGAAGCAGCCAAAGAGACCACAGAGUACAAAGAUCCAUCAAUUGAAGGAGCUGCUGGGGAUGCCAUAGAAAGUGCAGCCAACAAAACAUCUGAAGGCUUAGAUGCAAAAAAGAGCAGCUCUGGUUGUGCAGGGUCAGGUGAAGAGGGCAAUGGCUGCCAAGUCUCUACAAAUAAGGACACAGAAAGCACAACUAGCCAGUCUUUGACCACUGUGACAGCACAAAUGAGCUACAUGGAUCCAAGAGUUGACAACAGAAACAACAACAGUAGUCAAACUAUCCUAUCGGAGGUUUCCCUGCAGGCAGAGGGCUGUCUGUCAGACAAGCUGGUCGUGUCAGUGGAAGAGAGGCUCUACGGCAGCCUGCGCAGUGCAGAGAAGCUCAACCAGGGAGGUUCGGAGCGUGUGCUCACCGUGUCUCACACAGCCUCACCUGGCUUCAGUCCCAUAUAACCCGUUAACAAUGCCAUCUUCCUCAUUGACUUAUUUCAGAUCCAGUGCGGAUAGACCACAGACUUGAGAAAAAUGGUCUACAGUAAUCCAAACGUCACCAUGUGUUAGAUACCAGGUCAAUCUCUGCGUCCUUUACAUUUGGACAAAUCUUCAAAAUAAAUAUAGUCUGAUAACUGAUGCAUCAUCACACAGAUAUAUUCUAAAAGGCAGAAGUACCUUCUUGAUGGCCAGUCUCUUCCAGCGAUUCCAUUCAGACCUGAAUUUCCACUGUGACACCAUGUGACUUGUGAUGCCCCUUUUUAUUGGUAAUCAUUCUCAAAAUCAAAUGCAUUCAUUACAUAGCUUUGAAAACGUAAGCCCAUCUUUAGAAAAAUUAAAUAUUUCAAGACUUAACUGUGAAUUUUCAGCAUGCUACUGUAUGUCCAAGCAAUGUGUAUGUGAAUACUGUACAGUUUUAACUUUAAGACAAAAAGCACUUUGAUGGGAAGAAAGACUAUGAUUGAGUUUUCUGUCACCCAUUUCUCUCAUUUUUAAACUAUAUCCUCCUCAAGUGUCCUUCUUGUCUCAAUCACCAUGAGGGUCCAUGUACUGUAUAUGUGAGAGCUGUUGUGUCUGUAUUUGGUGAUAGGAAGAAAAACUCUGACCAUGUAAAAAACAAAACCAAAAAAAAACCCCACGAUAAUUCUUCAUGGUUUUGUGCUUGCAACCUUCUCUCUCAUUAACAGCAUAUCAGCAGAUCUGGAGAUAGCACACUAUAUCAUAAAAGUAAAAACAGAUGGGAUACCCAGAAUACACAGCAAACAUACAUGCAUCAUUUUUAUUGUCAUUUUUAUUUUUAUUGUCAUAUUUUUUCAGUUUUUAUAGGAUCUUUGUUGAUCUUUGUCAUCUAUCCCUGUUCUGCAUGAUAAUCAAGGAGCUUCUGUGGGCUCCAGUGGAGUGUUGUAUCACUGCUGGGACACUUGCUGUUAGGGAGACUGACAGAUGAUACUUAAAGUGACUGACACAGGAGCCUCUCAGGCUUUUAGACUGAUGGUUCAGUGACAGAGAGUUCAGGCUGUGAAAAGUGGAGGUUAAAACUGAACAGCAGUGCCAUUGCCUGCUCCCCAAU
Messenger RNA from Xiphias gladius (swordfish), 4841 nucleotides. RefSeq names its product voltage-dependent calcium channel beta subunit-associated regulatory protein. Gene Ontology annotation, biological process: negative regulation of calcium ion-dependent exocytosis; negative regulation of voltage-gated calcium channel activity. NCBI's taxonomy places the organism in Eukaryota, Metazoa, Chordata, Actinopteri, Istiophoriformes, Xiphiidae. The record is from RefSeq and is a predicted model, not a curated record. Gene Ontology annotation, molecular function: transmembrane transporter binding. The transcript has 12 exons. The coding region runs from base 683 to 3733 and encodes 1016 amino acids. Gene Ontology annotation, cellular component: secretory granule; plasma membrane.